Molecule: messenger RNA, 4022 nt
Organism: Anopheles coluzzii
Lineage: Eukaryota; Metazoa; Arthropoda; Insecta; Diptera; Culicidae
Gene: Lim3
Product: LIM/homeobox protein Lhx3
Exons: 7
Coding region: 1417-2841 (474 amino acids)
Biological process (GO): neuron differentiation; regulation of transcription by RNA polymerase II
Cellular component (GO): nucleus
Molecular function (GO): RNA polymerase II transcription regulatory region sequence-specific DNA binding; DNA-binding transcription factor activity, RNA polymerase II-specific
Source: RefSeq, a predicted model, not a curated record
CUCCAAAAUGGCUCCGCAGGGGUUACUUUAGCAAACGCCUGGCUUUUGGGGGAGGAAGCGAUAGGACGACGGGUGUCUAAAUUUAUGCCAAGGAUAAUAUAUCACGAUGGAGCCUUUUACGCCGAACGGAUUCAUCAUAGACGAGAGAGUGUGUAAGAGAGACCUUGCAAGAGAAUUCGACUUGGAAGCAUUCGGCGGUAAAGCGAAGGGUUUGUUUUAUUUAUUCCCGAUAAUAUGGCUGAGAUAUGAUUUAUCUUAAAAUUAUAUGUUUGCGCAAUGUUUAUUCAAUCUCAACACGUCUUUCGCACCUGUUCUGUUUGCGCAAUAUACCAACCAAACCAGAGGCGCUUGAAAUUGAGCACCCCUGACCAACCCCUAAACAACGCGCACUUACAACCACAUGCACGCCAACCGUUUCUAAUAGCGAUAAACACGCCCACUUUUUUGCGUCUCGCACGAGCGAGAGAGCGGGAGAGCGAACGAGCGCGCGCAUGCAAUGGUGAAAAGAAAAACCCGUGCGGGAAAACCGCAUCAGUGCGAACGGGACGGCGCACAUCCGGAAAGAGCGAGACACACGUCCGGCUAUGUUCAAACCGUUUUAUGUGCUAUGUUUUAUGAAGCGUUUGGCUCGUUUCCGAACGUGAUCUCGACCGAGGAGGAUGCAUUUCGCGCGUGCUGCUGCUCCCGUCUGACUGUCGAGCGGGUUUGGGAAAAAAUAUUUUACCGAAAUUUGCAAACACCACACCGUCACGUUAAGCAUCAUCAGGUGUGGCUUUAAUCACCAGGCGUGUGUGUGUGUGUGCGUGUUUUUGGAGUUGUGAUUUGCGUGAGUUUUGUGGCCGUUUUAAUAAUAAACCACACCGUGCUGUAAGUGUUUAAUGUGUGUAAAAUGCCAACCCACUUUUCGUGACAGCGACGUGACAGAAUUCGGUCGAGACGUUGGUGCUACUACGUGAAUAUUUAUCGUCCGGAACCCGGAUACAUGUGCCACUCCUAUGCAGACAAGCGUUUUUUCCCUGUUUUUGAUCCCGCACCGUUUCGCCAAGCUAAUCGCGUGUGCCAUCGAGCUUUCCGUUUUUUUUGCCCCCCAACCGGAAAGGAUAAUGUGUAACGUGUGAUGAUGAUACUCCGUUUUUCUCCUGCCAUACCGUCGCUUUUGCUCGCUGAAAUCGACACAAAAAUCGAUGAUAAGAAAUGAUACAUCACGCUAGCUAAUGUGCGGAAAAGCGAUUAGAUCCUGUGUAGCGUUUCAGUGCAGAUAAAUGACUCCUAAAAAGGAUGCCUUUUUAUGUCGAUGUCCUGUGCCAGUGAUAGCGCAAACGGAGCGAAUCGUUAGCGCAAGCCAGCAGUGCGUGCAUUUGCGUGUGUGUUAAAUAUUCUCAAACAGCGCCAAAGAAAAGGGAAGCACACAGCGAAAUGGAAAUGUUAAAGCUGAUGAUGAACACCGGCGACUACUUGUGCGGAUUGGGCAAUGGUGUCAAUAAUAACAAUAAUAACAUUAACAAUAACAACAACAACAAUGUGGAGGAUAUCAAAAAGGAUCAGCAGCGGGCCCGCAGUCCGGAUUAUCGCGUACCACCGAUUAAUCUCGACGAAUUACCCGAGGUUUUGCUCUCUACCAUUCCCAAAUGUGGCGGCUGUCACGAGCUCAUCCUGGACCGGUUCAUCCUCAAGGUGUCCGACCGGACGUGGCACGCCAAAUGUCUCCAGUGCAGCGAGUGUCGGGUGCAGCUGAACGAAAAGUGUUUCGCCCGCAACGGUCAGCUGUUCUGCAAGGACGAUUUCUUCAAGCGCUACGGGACAAAGUGUGCCGCUUGUGAUCUCGGCAUACCGCCAACGCAGGUGGUCCGACGGGCGCAGGACAACGUGUACCAUCUGCAGUGCUUCAUGUGCUCGAUGUGCUCGCGGCAGCUAAACACGGGCGAUGAGUUUUACCUGAUGGAGGACUGCAAGCUGAUCUGCAAACCGGACUACGAGGCAGCGAAAGCUAAAGGUCUCUAUCUUUCCGAUGGUUCACUGGACGGGGAGUCGUCGAACAAGCGACCACGAACCACCAUCACUGCCAAGCAGCUGGAGACGUUAAAGAGCGCCUACAACAGCAGUCCCAAGCCGGCACGCCACGUUCGGGAACAGCUAUCCCAGGAUACCGGGCUCGAUAUGCGUGUAGUGCAGGUGUGGUUUCAGAAUAGACGAGCGAAAGAAAAGCGAUUGAAGAAGGAUGCGGGUCGCACUCGCUGGAGUCAGUACUUCCGGUCGAUGAAGGGAACCUCCUCGCCCAGCCGUGUCGACAAGCUGCUCGACAAGGAUGAGCUAAAGAUUGAUCUCGACAGUUUCAGUCAUCACGACCUCAGUAAUGAUAGCUACAGUACGUCCAACAUGGGCCUGGAGGACGGUGCCUCGCCGCACAGUGCCCGAGGGUCCUACAUCCACGGCAACGGCAGUCCCCCGCCGUACCUUUCCAGCCACUCGCCUCCGCCCAUGGGAGCCGGCCACCCGUACGGUUCCUACCCGGACAAUAUCGUCUACACGCCACUAGGACAACCCCUAAGCUCGAUGCACCCUGGUGCUCGCCGGCCUGGGCUGCACGGUAGCGCCGUGUCGGACCUCAGCAACGAUUCUAGUCCCGCGCACGGCUAUCCCGACUUCCCGCCCAGUCCCGACUCGUGGCUCGGUGACUGUCCGCCCCAUCCGCAAACACAGCUUCCAGCGGCCGGUGGUGCGCCCAACGGUACACCCGGCCCAAACGGGCCCCUUCAAUCGCAGCAGGUAGCACCACCGCCACCACUGCUGGGGCAGCAGCAGCCGGCACCGAAUGGCACGUCCGCCCUGACGCACUACUGAUGCAGGCGCAAGGGAGUACCGGCACGGUGUUACACCCAGCUGCGCACUAGUUUGCAUUAGUGACGGGGCAAAGAGCCCCCCGGCGUUUGUUUUGUGAUUCCGUUUAGAGCCGUUAGUCGAAAUGUGCCAUAGAUUUGCGCGAACCAUCGUUUCGCGGUUAUGUGUCACAACACUUUCUCUGUAAAAGCACCCACAGCCCACAAAACAAUCAAACCACUAUACUAUAGCAGCGAGUAGAUUGUCCAAGUCAGAAAUCAAAUGAGUGUAGAACUAGUCGUGAAGAAAUCGGGAAGAGAGUGGAGGAGAGAUCCAAAGCAGUAAGUAGCAGUAAGUCAAAACAAAACCCAUAAAUCACCCGGUGCUAGUCGUCUUGGACACCGAUAGUUAGUGCAUUGUAGUGCGUUCCGCGUGCAAGGCGGAGGCGUAGUGCGAUAGUCCAAUCCAUACGUAAAUGAAACCCCGAUUGGUCCGGUUUGGUUUUCGGAAGCCGGAACAAAAUGUGUUAUGUCCACUCCACGUCCCCCUCCAUCCCCACUAGUUGUUCCUUGGGGUUCCGUUUCGUUUCUGUAGCUGGUACGAAACGGCCAUCUCGGCCGAGAGUCUUGUUGAAGCCAAAAACAAGAAGUUGAAACCAAUCGAACGUCACUUUCGGUAGGAUUAAAGGCUCGACAGCAAGAUCCAAUGUACAGUGUGCCAUCACCGUCGUGUGCAGCAUUAUUCGCAAGAUGACCAACAUUUUGUUGGAAAAAUGCAAGGAUAGCAGUGUUAGUAGAAGUGAGCUGAUGAGUAGGUAAGAACAGUGUUUUCUUCACACAGCCACACAACACAAGUCAAUCAAAGGUGAAGAAAAUGCAGGGAAAAACAAGGCAAAUAGGAAGGACCAACUGAGUCCCGUACACCCCUUAACAGUAACCUUUCGGAAACGAGAACUGACGUCCUGCGUAUAUAUAUACAUACUAUACAUAUAUACAUACAUAGCUAUAUACAGCUCCUACUACAGCAGCAACUACAGCUACUAAACCAAUCGGAGGCUGCACGCAUGGCCCUCUGCUCGGUAAUCCUAACGGAAAAUGUGUACAUAUUUAUUUAAUUUAUUGCUAUAAACAAAACAAAAGGAUCGAUCGUGAACGAAAAUACAGACACCGCAAACACACAGGCCGGUUUUGCGGAUUGACACCGUU